Molecule: messenger RNA, 3474 nt
Organism: Symbiodinium sp. CCMP2592
Lineage: Eukaryota; Dinophyceae; Suessiales; Symbiodiniaceae
Source: the annotation of a GenBank genome assembly
AUGAAUACCAUCCUGAAGGUUUCUGACUUUAGCAGCGGCGGCCUCUGGGUCGAGACGGCCGGCGGUGAGGUUAUCGAGUUUGCCGAUGGUGCAUUGAGCUUAGAUGCCCAGCAGCCGCACUGCGUUAUGCCGUGGUCUCGCGGGCCCCGCGUGGUUCUUGUGGCAUUUACUGUACGGAAUUGGCCAAACUUGCGUCGUGCAGACUUGACCGAGUUGUCACAACUGGGUUUUCGGUUGCCAAACUUGAAAACUGACGCAACGGCCGGUCCCGCGUCUGCCUCUAAGGGUCUCCCUAGUCCUGACGUUUUCCCCUUUCCGCCACCGGCACCGCUUUCUGCGGUGGCCGGCCCGCUUGUUACCUUGUCUCCUCCUGCAGCAGUCUCCUUGACUGUGCCUGCGGCCGCGGUUCAUCCCGAUUUAGGCGAAUCGACCGUGGUGCGUGAUGGGACUGCAGUUGCGCAACCUUCCUUCAUCGAGCUGUUCUGUGGUUCCGCUGGCCUUUCGGCCGAGGUGCGCAAACUUGGGUUUCGCGUGUUGGGGGUGGAUCACAAGCCCACCGCAAAGCACGCAAAUGCACCUUUUGUCAGCUUGGACUUGCGCGACCCUGAGCAGCAGGAUCGCAUCUGGGUCGAGUUGCGCCGAGCUCAGGCAGUGUGGAUUGCUCCUCCGUGUGGAACUGCUUCAGUUGCGCGACAGAUCCCUCUUGGACGGCCGGCUAAGGGACCCGCACCUUUGCGGAGCACGGAUUUUCCAGACGGGUUAGCAUCCCUGCGUCCCGAGGAUCAUGCUCGAGUACAAAGUGCAAAUCUCUUGUAUGCAUUUGCCGCCAAGGUUUGGAAAUUUUGUCUUGAACAUGAUAUCCUAUGCAUUGUGGAGAAUCCUGCAUCAAGCCUCAUGUGGAAAACAACGUGGUUUCGAACACUUGUUCCACUUGGCGAGUGGCAUGAACUGCACUCUUGCAUGUAUGGAUCCGCUCGGAAGAAGCGUACUGCCUUGCUGGCUACAUGCCGCCUCCCAGGUCUCAUGCUACAGUGUGACAAGUCACACGAACACAAGAAAUGGGGCCGUGUGCGAAAUCCCGACGGGCGUGGUAUGCACUAUGCCACUGCCGAGGAAACCGCUUACCCAGCCGGCCUGUGUACGGCCGCCGCCCGUGAGAUCUGCUUGGCAUUGCAACACAAGGGAAUUGAGCUUGAUGUGCGUGCGUCCUCGGACACGGCCCUGGCAUCUUCCUUUGCGCAAAAGCAGCCUCGCCGCGGCCGCGGCGUUGUGGGCCCGCCUGAGUACAAAAGGACUGUCCUAGUCCGGCUUCCGCUUGACUUUCAGCCGCCGGAGCAUGUUCCGGAUCAGCCAUCCGCGCCCCUUAAAGACGUUCCUGCGGGCGCCAAGCUUUUGUGGACUCGCGUCUUUGUGGAUGGGGGUGUGGAGGUUCGCGAGGCCAAAUUUGGGGUAUACCAUACACCGGAGGAGUUUCUUCAUGCUGCCUUGAAAGUGACCCAUCCCUUCGACAGUGCGGUGUCCAUUGACGGCCCAAACCUUCGGGCCAUUGCAUUCACACUUGAGCAUGGUGUUAAGGCGGUGCAGCAAAGGCGUAUGCAAGUCCUUGACCACUAUCGUGCUGUGGAGCGUUCUUUGAGGUCUGACGAGGAGGCCCUGAAGAAGGCAAUGGACCCUACGGUAAGGGAGAUCAUGGGCGCCAAGAAGUUGCUCUUGUUCAAACAGAUGCUAAAGGAUGCUGGUGUUCCCGAUGAGCGCCUUUUUGAAGACAUGGUUCAGGGCUUCCGGUUGACUGGCCCCCUUGAGCCUUCGGGUUUGUUUCCCCCUAAGUAUAAGCCUGCCGUCCUCUCCGUGGAUGAAUUGCGGCGCACUUCACAAUGGUCCAAACACCUCGUAGAGGCUGCGUGUCGUGAGGCAUCCCAGGACCCGGAGAUUGCUAAGGCUGUUUGGGAGGAAUCCCUGGGGCAGGUUGAGAAGGGAUGGCUAUCAGGGCCCUUCACAUGGGAUCAAAUGGAUCAAAAGUACGGGGGCACUUGGGUGGCUUCCAAGCGCUUCGGGGUGUCCCAAGGGGACAAGGUGCGUGCCGUCGAUGAUCUUUCCCAGUUUCAGGUGAAUGCCUCGGUUACUGAGACCGAGAAGAUUCAGCUUGAAGGCCUUGAUGACAUUGUUGCUCUUGCGAGAUUCCACUUAGGUGCUACUGUGUCGGGCACAAAGGUUUUCAGGCUCCCUUUGUCAGGCGGCGGCGUCUAUCAGGGCCGAUUGCAUCCUGACUUUAGGGAGGGUCGAGCACGGCGAUUGAAGGGCAGGGCGCUUGACUUGCGGAGCGCAUACAAGCAGUUGGCUCGGCACCCCGCCGACGAUUGGGCUUCGGUGCUAGGCGUCUUGGACCCAAACACAAACACCGUGGCCUAUUUUGAGAGUCAUGCUCUCCCGUUCGGUGCAUCGAGCGCGGUGACCGCCUUCAACCGGGCAGCGCGUGCCUUGCGCAUUAUCAUGUCCAGACUUCUGUAUCUUGUGAAUACGUCAUUUUUUGACGAUUUCUGCCAACUUGAGAUGGAUGGUCUGACCGAUUCUGCUGAUCAGACGGCGCUUGCACUGCUUGAUCUUCUUGGCUGGGAGGUGUCUGACGGUGAGAAGUUGAAACCUUUCGCUUCGGAGUUCACCAUGCUUGGGGCCGUGCUAUCCUUCAAAGAUGCGGGCAAGGGUCUGAUUGGGGUUAGGAAUAAGGCCGGUCGCUUGGAAGAAAUUUCUGCAAUGGUGGAUCGCUUCGCCUCUGACCCUAACUGUGGGGCGCGAUCCCUCCCGUCCUUGAAGGGCAAGCUCUUGUUUGCUUCGUCGCAUGUGUUCGGUCGCUGUGCUCAGAUCGCGACUCAGUUGAUUCACCAUGCCGAACGGCAACCAGGCCCUGACGUGCAUGCUUGCGUCUUGGAAUCCAUCAGGAGGGCACUGGAAACCCUUAGGACAGCUGGGGAUCGUCAGGUGAACCUGUGGUCCGAACAGCCGCCCGUUGUCAUCUUCACAGAUGGUGCAUGCGAGGAAAAGGGAAGCCAGGUGACUCAUGGGGCGGUCAUCGUUGAUCCGGCUUCGCAGACUCGAGAGGUGUUUGGGGGCCACAUUCCCGAUGAUCUCGUGGCAAAGUGGCGGAGCUCAGGCAGGACUCAACUCAUCUUCUUUGCAGAGCUUUAUCCUGUCUUGAUUGCGAGACGGACUUGGGCUAAAGUCCUGCGUAACAGAAGAGUGCUGAUUUUCGUGGACAACGAGGCAGCAAAGGCGGCCUUGAUCAGAAAUUAUUCUCCUUUGUUGGAUGCCGCUCAUAUGCUCUCCGACAUUGCCGAGCUUGAUGUCGAGCUCAGUUGUUUUCCAUGGUAUUGCAGGGUGCCGUCCAAGAGCAAUAUUUCCGACGCUGCCUCCAGGUUGAGCUUUGGGGAAUAUGAGGAAUGCUUCCGAAGGAUUCAGCCCACUCUGGCAGCGAUUUAA